Messenger RNA from Drosophila busckii, 1028 nucleotides. It is a transcript of the gene Xpac, whose product is annotated as DNA repair protein complementing XP-A cells homolog. The record is from RefSeq and is a predicted model, not a curated record. The transcript has 2 exons. Lineage: Eukaryota; Metazoa; Arthropoda; Insecta; Diptera; Drosophilidae. The coding region runs from base 79 to 951 and encodes 290 amino acids. Gene Ontology annotation, cellular component: nucleotide-excision repair factor 1 complex. Gene Ontology annotation, molecular function: damaged DNA binding. Gene Ontology annotation, biological process: nucleotide-excision repair involved in interstrand cross-link repair; nucleotide-excision repair, DNA damage recognition; UV-damage excision repair.
AACUCACUAUCGUUUUGUUAUUUAGAAUUUCAUGAAAUAGUUUGUUGAUGGAUUGAAAUUGCGCUUAAAGUUUUAAAAAUGUCGGAUACAACAAUAGCUGCUACUAAUAACGAAGCUGGUGAAGGCACCUCUAAGCUAACCAAUGCACAAAGGUUGCGCAUUGAGCGGAAUCAAGCUAAGGCAAAAAAACUAAAGGAGGCAAAAUUAGUGGCUCACCCCUCUGCCACUUUUCAAAACAACAAUGUAACCGAGGAGCGCCCAAGUGCUGGCCAGGGAAAUUCGAUUAUCAAGGUGCAGGGCACUAAGUACAUUGACAGCGGCGGUGGCUUUUUGUUGGAGCAGCCCGUACUGCCUACGGCGGACACAACAGCAGCUGAGCCCGCGGAGCUACCGAUCAUUGAGGAUGCCAUUGCUAUACCCGUGGUGUAUGAGGAGUGCCUGGAGUGUGGCGAUCAGUAUGCCGAUUCCUAUUUGUUCAAUAACUUUGGCCAUUCCGUCUGCGACAAGUGCCGCGACACCGAGGAGAAGCAUUCACUCAUCACACGCACCGAGGCUAAGGCAGAGUACUUGCUAAAGGAUUGCGAUUUUGAUAAACGAGAACCUCCACUGCGUUACAUUAGUCGCAAGAAUCCACAUAAUGUGCGCUGGGGCGAGAUGAAAUUGUAUUUGCAUCUGCAGGUGGAGAAGCGUGCCAUGGAGGUGUGGGGAAGCGAAGAGGCGCUAAUGCGCCAGCAUGAGAAUCGCGAGGAUAAGCGUGAUGUUGGCAAAGCACGUAAAUACAAUAAACAGAUGAAGCAGCUUCGCAUGGAGGUGCGCAGCAGCAUUUAUACUAAAAAAACAACUGCAGUGCAUGAGCAUGAAUUCGGAGCAGAUACUUAUAACGAAGAGGAGGACAACUAUACGCACUCCUGCCUAACAUGCCCAUAUACCGAAACAUAUGAAAAGAUGUAAAGCUUACAAUUUAUAUACCAUUCAAAAUCAUAUUGUCAUACUGUACAUAUACACAAUAUACACAUAAUUAAGUUCUA